This is a messenger RNA of Sander lucioperca (pikeperch), 1368 nucleotides long. Its product is annotated as extracellular calcium-sensing receptor-like. The transcript is spliced from 5 exons. Gene Ontology annotation, molecular function: G protein-coupled receptor activity. Bases 1 to 1368 code for a protein of 455 amino acids. NCBI's taxonomy places the organism in Eukaryota, Metazoa, Chordata, Actinopteri, Perciformes, Percidae. Gene Ontology annotation, biological process: G protein-coupled receptor signaling pathway. Gene Ontology annotation, cellular component: membrane. The record is from RefSeq and is a predicted model, not a curated record.
AUGUCUACUCUCCGGAUCCAGAGAGUAGCUGACGUUAUCCGCAGGUCAACAGCUAUGGUUGUUGUGGCAUUUGCAGCCUCUGGAGACCUGAGGCUUCUGCUGGAGGAGCUGUCGCUCGAGCCAUCUCCACCUCGCCAGUGGAUAGGCAGUGAAGCCUGGGUAACAAACACAGAAUUGCUGAGGUUCAGCUUCUGUGCUGGAGUCAUUGGAUUUGCCAUCAUCCCAGGUCUGAGAGACUUCUUGCUGGAUCUCUCUCCCUCUAAAGUGGCUGCCUCGCUAGUGCUUACUGAGUUCUGGGAGGAUGCAUUCAACUGCAGGCUGGGAAAAAGUGAGAAAGUUGUUCCUGUGUCAGUGUGCACUGACAGCUGUCCUCCAGGAACUCGUAAAGUGCUGCAGAAAGGAAAACCCAUUUGCUGUUAUGAUUGCAUACCGUGUCCAGAGGGAGAGAUUAGUAAUGCUACAGAUUCCCCUGAUUGUCUCCCUUGCCUCAAGGAGUUCUGGCCUAAUGCAGAGAGAGACACUUGUCUCCCCAAGCCUGUAGAGUUUCUUUCCUACAACGAGGUCCUAGGAAUCAUCCUGGCUGCAUUCUCAGUUUGUGGUGCCUGUCUGGUCAUUAUAACAGCGACUGUGUUCUAUCGUCACAGGACAUCCCCGAUUGUCAGGGCCAACAACUCUGAGCUGAGCUUCCUGCUGCUCUUCUCCCUGACUCUAUGUUUCUUAUGUUCAUUAACUUUCAUUGGAGAACCCUCUGAGUGGUCCUGCAUGCUGCGCCACACAGCGUUUGGGAUCACCUUCGUCCUCUGUAUGUCUUGUGUUCUUGGAAAAACAAUAGUAGUGUUAAUGGCCUUCAAAGCUACACUCCCAGGUAGUAAUGUCAUGAAAUGGUUUGGUCCUCCACAGCAAAGAAUAACUGUAGUGUCUUUCACGUUUAUUCAAGUUUUAAUAUGUACUAUUUGGUUGGUUCUUAGCCCCCCUUUUCCAAUGAAAAACCUAACCAUAUACAAAAAGAGAAUCAUCCUGGAAUGUGCAUUAGGCUCACCUAUUGGGUUCUGGACUGUGCUCGGGUACAUAGGCCUACUGGCUAUCUUUUGCUUUGUGUUAGCUGUCCUAGCUCGGAAAUUACCUGAUAACUUUAAUGAGGCCAAGCUCAUUACCUUCAGCAUGCUGAUAUUCUGUGCAGUCUGGAUCACCUUUAUUCCUGCAUAUAUCAGCUCUCCUGGGAAAUUUACUGUGGCUGUGGAGAUAUUUGCCAUUCUGGCCUCCAGUUUUGGACUAAUACUGUGUAUAUUUGCUCCCAAGUGUUUCAUCAUAUUGUUUAAGCCUGAGAAGAACACCAAGAAACAUUUAAUAAACAAAAAUCAAUACUAA